CUGGGAUGGGAUGGAAGACGAGGUACAUGUGAAGAUUUCUUGGCAGUGUGGAGUGGAAACCAUUGAUCACCUUGCCCUCAUUUCUGCCCGUCUUGUGUUGGCAAGGGAGAGUGCCCAAAUGAGCAAGAUAUCGCAGCAGAACAGUGGUACUCCAGGAGUGAACGGAAUAAGUGUUAUUCAUACUCCGGCUCAUGCCAGCGGCUUACAGCAGGUUCCUCAGCUGGUGCCCGCUGGCCCUGGGGGAGGAGGCAAGGCUGUGCCUCCAAGCAAGCAAAGCAAAAAGAGUUCACCCAUGGAUCGAAACAGUGAUGAGUAUCGUCAACGCAGAGAGAGGAACAACAUGGCUGUGAAAAAGAGCCGGUUGAAAAGCAAGCAGAAAGCACAGGAUACUCUGCAGAGAGUGAAUCAGCUCAAAGAAGAGAAUGAACGAUUGGAAGCAAAAAUUAAAUUGCUGACUAAGGAAUUAAGUGUACUGAAAGAUUUGUUUCUUGAGCAUGCGCACAACCUUGCAGACAACGUGCAACCCAGUAGCACUGAAAAGACGACAAAUUCUGAUAGUGCUGGACAGUAGACCUCACCCUUUCCAGACUUCACAGCGUGUGGCUUGAAGGCUAAAGGUGUGACUUCUUACACCCUUUAUAUCAGUCAGUGGCUUAACAUUGUCUUGUUCCAUUAUUCACAGAUCCAUUGAAGGUUGUUUUCUAGGAUCAGCACUGAAGAGUUGAUUAGCUAAAAAUGUUAGCCAUGUAAUUUGAAUAUCUGGUUUUAAAUGAUAUGGAUUUUUGUGGGGUAGCCAUGUAAUUUGAAUAUCUGGUUUUAAAUGAUAUGGAUUUUUGUGGGGCUAAACAAAUUUUUAAGGUAUAUGGAAAAAAAAAGGAGAAGCCCUGGAUCUUGAUGUUCUUAAAUCCUGACUUCCUAAGAAAUGCUGCUUUUUUAGGUUGACAAAAGGAAUGGGGAACUGGUAGGUCCUGUAGGAGGUUCUUGGUUUUAAUAAUAUGGUUCAUUGGAUUAAGAAAAGUUGAAUGCUAUCUGUGUUAAUCUGUAAUUUUAUUCUAAAUUAUGUAUUAAAAAUCCUUAGGGAUAUAGAAAAUAAUCACUUUGUAAUUUGGAGUGAUUACAUGUAUAACAUAAACCUUGGUUUAACAUAAUUAGUACUGUUUUCCCCAGCAAGUGGAGGUUUUUGAAUAGUGAUGUCAAGUUAAGUAAAGAAACCCCAUUGCAUUUUAAAGGUAGUGUGCAGCCAAUUGGUUUAAAAAUAUAAUUAACAUUUAGGAAGCAAAUAGGUUUUUUAAAAAAUAAAAGUAAAGCAUAUUAGAAUAGUGCUGGAUACCUUUCUUUGUAUUGUUAGAUUGGCAUUUUUUUGUAUCUUUAAAAAAACCCCAACUCAAUAGUUUAGAGAAACUGUGUACCAAUUUUAGUUUCUGCAGAUGCUAGUAUUUUUUUAAAAAUACCAUUUUGACAGCCGAGUUAGUAAACAAAAUAUCUUAACAGUUUGAUCACAUAAGCUACUGAUUAGAUUUUGGAAUAUUAAUUCAGCAGGUAGUUUCUCCUUUGUUCAAAUAUCUUCAAUGGGGCCAUGAUUUUUAAAGGGAAACUUUCUUGUGAAGGAUCAUUUGGUGUUUGAUCUGAACUAUUAGAACAAUGCAUCAUCAACCCCAUGCCAUCUCUCAAAAUAAUAAUCUUAAGAAAACUUGAAAGUGUAAGGUUUAACCUUUAAUUUAUUUCACUUAAAUACAUCUUUUUAUAUUUUUGUGACAUUUCUUUUUCUAGUUAGUGGACUGUUCUCCCAGACUUUUUGUCCACUGCUUCUAUUUAGUUAUUUGUUUGCUUUAAUGUCUCAUAAAUUAUUUUAGAAAAAAAAUACUGCUAGAACUCAGGAUAUUGACAUGUUUUGUUGAGACUAAGAAAUGGCAGUCACUAAAGUUGGGAAUCUCUAGUCUGGUUUGUAUCAAUGUUCGUAGUUUUGAUUGUCCUUGUAGCACAUUUGUAGCUCAAAUUUGUUGGCUUUGUGAAGUUUUUUUUUUUUGGUUUGGUUUUUUUUUUUGUUUUUUUUUUGUUGCCUGGGUUGGUGACUAGAGACUGAGUCACAUCUGAUUAAAAAGUUUGUGUUUAACAAGUUCGUGUUCAUUUUUAGCUACAUUGCUGUUUCAUAUGAGGACCUGGGACAGUGUAACCAACAUAUAGCUCAAGUUGCACCCUUGGGUUGGUGAACAGUGCUGUCUGUGUUCUUCUCCUGGGCAGAAGACAUCUCAGUGCCCUGAAACUCAGCAAAGCCAUUCUUUUUAGGCUAUGAGUCUGCCAUGAGCCCCUUCUGCCAGUAACAGGAGCCCAAUGUUCCAUGAGAGCCACUGUCCCAGAAGGGUUAAGUCCCUAUAGAGCCAGGAGACAGGCUAGAGGUUUCUGUUAGGGUCCAACACCAGUUUACUUCAACUGGAGUAUCGAUCUACUAGUAAUAGAUGUUUUGAAUAACUAGAAGAUACCCGCAGAUCCUACUGAAUCUUUAAUAGCUGAUUGAUGUUAUAUAAUUAAUUGGAUCACUUGAAUCUUUAUUAUAUCAGGUUUUAGACAUUUAAAUCUUUUUUACUGAAAAAUCUUUCAGAAAUUGAUGUCUCCAUGGAGUUUAUAGGUGCCAGUUAUAUGAAUUGACCAAUCUUAGAAAAGAAGCUUUAGGGAAAUCAUCAGGAGUGUGUACUCAAUAUUUCAAACCAGUACAUAAAAUUGGAACUUUUGGAAAAAUGCAUUCAAGUUUUCUUGUUACCUAUGCAAAUCAAAACUUUAGCGUGAGCAGCCCUUUAUGCAUAGAAUAAAAAUGUUAACCAUCAUCUUGACUAUCUUACUAAAGUGGAAAUGAAGUUUUUAGUUUGAUAAAUGUAUUAGUAUAAAACAGAAAUCAAGUAUGGGGAAUAGGUAAGUUUAGAGCUUUGGGAAGUAUUCAAUGACUUUUGUAACUUCUGUUUUGUAGGUUACGUAUGAACCAUUAGGAUUUGAUCUGCCUUUGCAGGCAGGUCCAGUGGUUUAGGAAUUAGGCUUUAGUAUAUAAAUUUCUAGUUGGAUAUGAGUCUCCCGGGAUGGGUGCUUUCUGACUGGUCAUGGCUUCAGGUGGUGAGAUCCAGAGCAGCUCUUCCUGGUGUCUGGCCCCUUUCAGUUAUUGGGAUGCGCGUUCAGAUAUUUUGGACAUUCUUACUAAGAAGUAGUAAGAUUUUAAUAAAACACGACCAGAACAUGGUCACACGAUCAGUCACGAGUGUGAAAUUCUCAAAUUUACACAAAAGUGGUAUGUACAAUUUAAUAUUUGAUAAUAAAGGAAAUCGUCGUAGCUUUGAUGUUUCUUAAUCCCCAAUAGAGGGCUUGAAACUUCGUACCUGAACAAUCGACUUAGCACUCAGAGUGCUUUUUGAUGCCUUAGAAAUAAGAAAAAAAUUUUCGUUUGACAAAAGCUAGGAAGGAGAAAGUCCAUUCUACAGCUGUUAGACCUGCCUCUCAGGAAAAAAUACUUAACUUGUUCUUUUUGUCCCUGGCUUUCCUCAGUUUGUGAGAUUACUCUAUUUUUUUAAUAUAAUUUUAUUUCUUUCAAUGAAUUUGAAAUAAAAAAACUUUGGAAUAAUGA
This is a messenger RNA of Pteropus alecto (black flying fox), 3607 nucleotides long. It is a transcript of the gene CEBPG, whose product is annotated as CCAAT enhancer binding protein gamma. The transcript is spliced from 2 exons. The record is from RefSeq and is a predicted model, not a curated record. Lineage: Eukaryota; Metazoa; Chordata; Mammalia; Chiroptera; Pteropodidae. Gene Ontology annotation, molecular function: DNA-binding transcription factor activity, RNA polymerase II-specific; RNA polymerase II cis-regulatory region sequence-specific DNA binding. The coding region runs from base 11 to 571 and encodes 186 amino acids. Gene Ontology annotation, biological process: DNA-templated transcription; regulation of transcription by RNA polymerase II.